Messenger RNA from Chaetomium globosum CBS 148.51, 1263 nucleotides. RefSeq lists its product as uncharacterized. The record is from RefSeq and is a predicted model, not a curated record. The transcript is spliced from 2 exons. Lineage: Eukaryota; Fungi; Ascomycota; Sordariomycetes; Sordariales; Chaetomiaceae. Bases 1 to 1263 code for a protein of 420 amino acids.
AUGAGCAGCGGCGCGGGCCGCGACAGCAGGAAGGGUAGCCUGGGAAGCAUCGACGGCAGCAGCCAUGAAGCCCAAACCGUCGGCACCCUCCUGGCCGCCAUCGCGAGGUGCCUAACCGAGGCCGUGCGCAUCCUCAUGUUUGCCGACAAACGGCAAUGGGGACCCGACGAGUUCGAGCAGACCCGGGUGCUCGAGGAAGCCCUCGACGAAGCCAAAAAGGACUUUCAAGAGAUGGCACCGCUCGUACACGGGCAAUUCUACUAUGAAAACGACCGAACCCCCGAAUCCCUGCACGCCCUCCAGACGCUCCUCACGCGCUUCCAAUUCCACACGCAAAACUUUCGCGACUGGGCGCGCCAGGGCGGGCCCAUCAACCCGACCUGGGCCCGCGAGACCGCCCACAAGCGCCGCGCCCUGCACCGCGCCCAGUGCCGCGCCGCCGCCCGCAUCUUCGCCGCCACCGCCGCCGAGCAGGAGGGCCCCGCCCGCUGCCUCGGCGCCUUCCACGUCCACCGCCGCCUCAAGCGCGCCCAGGCUGCCCGGGAACGCAUGCCCGUUUGGCAGAGGGGGGAGCUGGGUUCUGGUAAUAGUGGUAGUGGGGGUGGUGGUGGUGGGGGGCAGGGGUUGGAGGCUUCGCGCCGGGCGGGGGAUUUGGAGGUGGCGGCGGAGGCGGCGGCGGGAAGGGGGGAGGGUGAUGAUGUUGUUGGUGGUGGUGGUGGUAGUGCUGCUGGUGGGCAAGAGAACGCAACGCUGGGGAGGAGGCGGAGUUUGGAAGAGCUCGUGCCGAGUUGUAACGAGGUGGGGCGGUUCCAGGUGCUGGGGGAGUCGCACGACGCGGCGUUCGUCUGUGAUUACUGCGAAGGGUUCAUCGUCUGGCCGGACCUGUCUAGCAUACCGUCGGAGCGGAUGUCGCUGGCGCCGACGGCCGUGACGGGCUACCCGCACUGGCAGGCCAAGGGGAUCAGCUCCGAUAAUGGGGAGGAGAAGGUGGUCGUGUUCGCGCCGCUGGCGAUCGCGAACCAUAUGCCGCCGGAGCCCGGGGGCUGGCAGGCGGGGCUGAUAUGCCCGUAUUGCGAGGAGGCUACGUACCUCGACGAGGGAGAGGACAGCUCCGAGCUGAAGUACGUUCAGGACGAGAGUGGGUUUCCGGAUUUGGAGGCGUUUCGGGAGCAUUUGGAGUGGUACCACACUGCUAUGCCGGUGCCCCCGAUAUCAUCUUUGGCUUCGACGCUGCCAUCGGCGUCAAACUGCAACGUUAUGUAA